CUGUGUGUGUUUCGGGACUUCGGCGGUUUUGUGCCUCCUGUUUUCUUAUAUUUUAUCUGUUUAUCGUUUUUUGGAUUGCGUCUUUCUUCUCGUCCUGGGAAGAUGGUGGUCCGGGAGUGGACUCGAGAGGAGGAUGAGAAGGUCAUCGAGCUGGUGAAGAAGUACGGUCCCAAGAGAUGGACCCUGAUCGCGAAGCACCUGAAGGGCCGCAUCGGGAAGCAGUGCCGGGAGCGAUGGCAUAACCACCUGAACCCGGCCAUCAAGAAGAGUGCCUGGACGGACGAGGAGGACAACAUCAUCUACGAGGCACACAAGCAGUGGGGCAAUCAGUGGGCCAAGAUUGCAAAGCUGUUGCCAGGAAGGACUGACAACGCAAUCAAGAACCACUGGAACUCCACUAUGCGACGGAAGUAUGAAGCGGAGAUGACAGCCGCCGGUCGAAAGAAGCAGCGCGGAGGCCGGCCCUCCUCUGCCCAGACUCCUCCUGUGAUGGCCUCCCCUGUUCCUCAUCCGCAGCAUUACACACACGAAUAUCACCACAGACCAGAUAUGAUGGGACCCCCCAUGAGUCAUGCCCCACCACAUUUGACACAGCAGACACCACCUCCUCCUCCUCCCCAGUCCCACAUCUACACUCCCAAUGGUGGCUAUACCCCAACACCACCCCACCCACACCAAGAAUUCCACCCCCAUAACCACUUUGACAUGCCCCCCGCCAUGCACACGCCAGUUCCCAUCAACAACACAUCCCCGUAUGGCCAGGAGGCAUAUCCACAGAGCUACUGGGAGCAGAAUAGCCCCUACAGCACAAACUACAACAUCCCUCCUCAGCAGCAAUCGUCUGUCCACCAGUCACAGCCAAGCCAUGCCCCUGGCACUAUUCUGGAUAGCAUUGGUGUGCCUGUCUCUACUCAGGUGAGUGACCCAUGCCACCUGCAACAGCCUUCACCACGGGGUACUAAUGUGGGUAUAGUGAGUACGGCUGUUUUGAGUGAGGAGAUUGGGCCCUUGCACCACCAGCUGCCACCGACCCCAGGAACUAUUCUCGAUUGUGAGGGGUCGCCCCUGUCUAGUGAGCAGGUGACCACCUCCACCCCCACGCCACCACCGGGCAUGCCUACUCCACCCCUGAGUCAGUGCAACCAGUACCCGCCACAGCUUCCCCAGCCACCCUCUGUGUCGUCAUCGUCAUCAGAUUCAGUGAGCCCGCCAUUAAAUCAGGGCUUCUUGCUGUCGCCGGACAAGACUAGCAUCUACCAUGACCUUGGCAUCAUUUCUCCUCUGAAGUACUUUGAGGAGUUAGGAUCCCUUUCUCCCCUGAAGCCAGACCGUGGUAUGGAAGUCUUCAGGGCUGAGCUGGACAUGGGUGCCUUUGAAUUGCUUACAUGCAGUCCUGUUAAGAUAAAGCAAGAAGUUAUCCAGGAGCUCUCCACCCCAAAGGCAGUGUCAGCUUGUAGUGUUGCUACAUCCUCUUCCUGCUCCUCAUCAUCUGCUCCAUCUUCAUCCUCAACCUCUACGUCUACUGUGAACUCGUGCCCAAUAUCUUCCAUCAUUUCCUCGGUUCCUCCUCUCUCUACCGCGUCAGCAGUCACUACCAGCUCCACAACAACCCAUAACAUGAGCACCAACAGUGCACACAAUGGCUCUUUCUCCUCCCUGAACUCAUCACGCCUUUCUACUCCUCCCAUUCUGAGACGGGGCAGGAGGAAGCAGCCUUCACCUACCAAGAGGUCCCUUCUGUCUCUGAUGGAGCAAAAUGAGUCUCUGCUCACCACUCCCCAGAAGGUGACACCUGUCAAGAGCAUCCCCUUCAGUCCCUCGCAGUUCCUCAACAGUCCUAACAUCUCCUUUGAUGAUGGCAACCUCACCUCCACCCCAGUCCUGGGAGGCAUUCCUGUCUCACAAUCUACCCCUGUCCAGCCGCCUCCUCCCUCGUCUCAUCCCCACCACACCUCUACACCCAGUGAGUCGGGUGGCCAACCCCGGACGCCAAAGUCUCGAAGGGUCCUCAUUCAGCCUACACCCCAAACUCCAACCCCGCUUAAGAAUGCUUUGCGGGAGAUAGAGAAGAAGAGUGGGCCUCUGAAGCAUCUGCCUCAGACACCAACACACCUGGAAGAUAUAACUGAAAUUAUUCGCAAAGACACUGAGAGAGACCGAAGUAAAUUCGAGACUCCUUCAGUGAAUAGUCAGAGUGCACGUAAUCAGUCUGUUAUCAAUGACAGUGGAUAUGGCACAGUUAAGCGCAAAGCCCCUCCUCCAAGUGGCAAGGAAAAUUCCCCAAGCAAAAAGGCUAGGAAGGCUCUCCCAUAUUCCUGGUCAACACCUGGGGAGAUCCAGGUUCCUGGCUUUUGUGCAGAACCACUUACUCUCAUGCCAGAGACACCUAGUAAAAGCCUGAUAGGUGAUUCGUCAGUGCUGUUUUCACCUCCCUCAAUCAUCCGCGACACACUGCCUGAUGAGAACCAUCCUCUCGCUUCAACUUCUCUUCUUGGCAACAAAUCCCCAAAGAAGGCGAGAGAAGGUGAAUUUGGGUGCGUAAAGAGGAUAUCCUUCGGCGAAGGCCAGACCACCAAGGCCAACCUCUCGAAGUUGGACGUGAGGUGGGAGAUGGUGGCGUGUGGCAAAACCGAAAACCAGCGCCGCCUGACCGAACAGGCACGGCAAUUUGUCACCCAGAACUCCACUCUCAAGCCACGGUCACUCAACUUGUAGGGGUGCUCUUGCCUCUGGGUUACAUGCGGAGGAAAUUCUAAGGAGCAGUGUUGUUGCUUUUUAUCGUUUGGCAUGGGUGUACGGGGCUAUUUUUCUUAAAAUGUUUGUAACCAGCCAUUUAUAUAUAUAUAUACACAUAUCUACAUAUAAUACUUGCCUCUGAACUAGUAUAGAUGUUUUGUUUAUUAAUUCCAAUUUUGUAGUUUGAGAUUGUGAAACAGUUUUACUGUUGCAAGCUUCGUUCCUUCAAUGUUCAUUCUGUUUUUGUUCCUUAAUAACUAUGUUAUUAAUCUUUGGGAUUUGCUAUACAAGGAACAUUAUUGUAUUUUUUAUAACUUUUCCCUUUGACAUAAACUAUAACUUAAUGAUACUCUCCUAAAGAAACUCCUGUGUCCCCAGGGAAGCUAAACUAUGAGUGUGAAUGUUAACCAUAAGAUGCAAAUGAUCUUGGUUGGAUUAACAUGUGAGUUUGGUCUGUCAUGUAGAGUGGUGUGUGGGCAGCCAGUUUUAAUAGCAAGGUUAGUGUAUUGAGAGGGAGGUGCAGUAUAGGUUGAUAUCAGAUACCUUGGACCUUAAAUAUAAAAAAUAUAUUACUGUUUGUACUGGGCAAAAAAAAGGGGGGUUGGUUCAAAUAAUUGAGCUUCAUGUUACCAUUUGGGACAUAUGCUGUGUUGGAUUUCAAACUAAGGUCUAAGAUCUUAUGAAGUUAAUAUCCAGUGCCUCUCUCUGUCCGUAGUUUAUGCUAUUAUAGGAAAACCCAGUUAUUAUCAAACCAAAGUUUUGUUAGCACUAUCAAAGAGUUUGGUAAGGACCUAGCUAGUGGGUUGGGGCAUAUAAUGCCAAACUUGUGCUGGCAAGUAAUAGUUAGGUAUAUCAACUGUACAUGUGCUAUGAUAUUAAGGAAGUAUUGUUUUUAUUCUUGGGGAAUUUACAAACUUCUUUUAAAAGGUGAUAGAUGCUAUGUGGGGGUAUUUUAAUCAUGUAUCAAUGUAAUGAACAAACUAUUAAGCACCUAUAAUCUCAUUAGCUUUGUAUAUAGUUACAGCUUUAUAGGAAGAGCUAUUAUAGAUAUUGAGAUUUUUUGAGAAACUUUCCUUUACGCAAAGAAUGCUCAUUUCGGUUACAGCAGUAAUGAGUGAACAAACAUGUAUUUACUUUGCCUGGCUUUCGAGGAAGCUGACCAUUAUUUCCUUUCAUUAUGUUUAUUUGUUAAAGUCUUAUAAUAAUUUUAUGUGAAAAGUUUUAAGCCUUAUCUAUUUUUUUCUCAAGCUAACUGUUAAAAAUGGCUUUAAUUUCCACCCCUUUGUGUAUAUGAACUACCUUGUGUAGACAUCUGUAGCUUGUGUUAAUAGGAUCUUACAAUGUGCACCAGUUUUGAUUUAAAAUAGAAAAAAAAGGGUCAUGCUGUGCUGGUAACUUUCAUCUCAUUUCUCUGUCUUGGAUGUGCGCAAAGCCACUGCACUCGUACCUGUGAGCGGUGUUCGUCUCUAUCUGAUGGCAGAGAUUUGUCACCUGCAUGUGUUUUAACUGUCAUUUAGUUUAAGUGUUAUAGUGUAUAGUGUUUAUCAUUUUAAACAGUAAAGAUGUAAGGCUUUUUUUUUUUUUUUUUUCUCAUGUGUGUUAUCUGCACUCUCACUUCUGUUUGCAGCAUUUCACAUUCAAUACAUCUGUUCCGGCACAGCUGACCCACCCAUAAAGUGGUAGUGUAGAUUUUACAGCUAAGGAAGGAAAGCAUUGUGUAUGGUUAUUUGCCAAAUGGGUUCUGCUUGUUUUGUGUAAUGAUUUAACAUCCAGUUUGUAUGAAGGAACAGACCAAAGUAAUAUAUUUUUCUUUGUUUUUAUUAAGACUUUUUGGAGGGUAGUUUAGGGGGGCUGCACAAAUGUUAGUGUGCUCCAUUAUUAGUUUCUUGGUGUGGGGGGCAGUGGGAUUUUAUAAUUGUGCAGAUGUUUUUUUCCCUGCAUCUUGAGAACCUCAUGUAGAUAGGCAUUAUUUAUCUGCAUUUGCAAAAUAUACGACUAGGGAGUAUAUGAACAGAAAGGUACUGUGAUACUCCUAGCUCCCUAUCUAUUUUUUGAGGCUAAAACGGGUGUAUUAUUGCGGCCAGAGAAGUUUUCCAAUUAGAGAGGUUUGUUCAAUGUCAUGAUGCAAGAUGGUAAAUAGUUUACUUUCCCCCCCACACAGACACAUGUAUAUAUUUAAAAUACUAAAGUUACCACCAACCUCAUGUAUAAUCAUCUAAAUUUUCAGUAACUAAACAUUGACUAGCAACAUUUUCACAAGGCCAGAAUGAAGCUAAAUUCAUGGCUACAACAACAACAACAACAAAAAAAAAAAGAAUAAAGGAAUUUUGGAAGCUUGAAAGUUACAUCUGUUUGAAACUGGUGUCCAGUUGGAGACGUUUUUAUGGUUUAAUGCUCCUUUAGUCAUUCUAUGCUUCUGGAGUCCGCAAUAAACUUUCUUCUGUCCUAGUCAUCCUGAACUGCAAGCAUUUUUCAUGGAUCAUUUUUCUUGUUAAAUUGCCUGAUUGCACUUGGGUUUAUGAUAAGCAAAUGACAAUUACUAUCACUUUUUUUUAACUUUUGUUUUACCAAAACAUUACAUAGUGCAGAAUUUCAGGCCAUAUCUUCCUGUUUGUUGCUAAGGGCAUAUAGUUGUACCAAAUAUUGAGCUUUUCCCAAGUUAGUGACACUAACAGUGUAUUAUAUAUUCAGUUUAGGAGUUACAGCAUAUAUUAAUUAUGCAUUAACUUUGUUUAUGUUGGAGAUUAAUCUGGAACUCUUUACUGUAGUAUGGUCAAGGGGACUUUGUACAAACUAAUAAUACAUUUAUUAUAUUUCCAAAAGUUCUGUGCUUGUUAUAUCUAUAGUAAUUUCCCAUGUGGCGCAGAUUAUAGGCAGCUCUAUUUUAGGGAACCCAUUGGCUGAAACUUUAAUUGAAUAAAUAUUUAUUUCCAUAACUUGCUGCUACAACCAUUUGAUCUAGAUUGAAAUGUGAAUAAAUUAAGUCACCAUAUUUUGUCUUUUCUUUCAAUACCUUUAUUGUUUUAUUGUCAAAACAAGAAAUACAAUCGUAUAUACGCUAUUUCCCUUGGUUUAUAUUUCAAUGUAAAGGCAUACUGCAUUUUCCAAUGCAUUUUCUCAAAAAAAAAAAAAAAAAAAAAAAAAAAAAAAAAAAU
This is a messenger RNA of Penaeus vannamei (Pacific white shrimp), 5891 nucleotides long. Its product is annotated as transcriptional activator Myb. The record is from RefSeq and is a predicted model, not a curated record. Lineage: Eukaryota; Metazoa; Arthropoda; Malacostraca; Decapoda; Penaeidae. Gene Ontology annotation, cellular component: nucleus. Gene Ontology annotation, molecular function: RNA polymerase II cis-regulatory region sequence-specific DNA binding; DNA-binding transcription factor activity, RNA polymerase II-specific. Gene Ontology annotation, biological process: mitotic cell cycle; positive regulation of transcription by RNA polymerase II.